Molecule: messenger RNA, 1503 nt
Organism: Mesorhabditis spiculigera
Lineage: Eukaryota; Metazoa; Nematoda; Chromadorea; Rhabditida; Rhabditidae
Source: the annotation of a GenBank genome assembly
AUGGCCUAUCAUAAUCGAUUUAACUUUGAUGACCCCCAAGACAGCUACUGGAAUGAAAAUGGAUCCGCGGCUUCAUCGAUUUUUGAUGAUAUUCGUUCAAAGCAGGAAUCUGCGCGCGUGGCCCUCGACGAUCUCUUUGCAGAAACACCAAGACCAGCCCAAGUGAACACACCAAAGCCUACGACAAGUACCGCUCGACCUCAACAACCACCCGAUCCGAAUAGAUACCAGCAUGGUUCCGGCUAUCAAGGUCGAGGGGAACGGCCCACUCCAAAAUUUAUGCUCAACGAGCCUGAGCUUCGAAAAGACGUUUCCAAUGUGUCGAUAGCGCCCUCUGAAUGCAGCUUUUCAUCCCUUCCUUCCGAAUCCCAACAACUCGAUCUCGACUUUUCGAGGCUACGCGCUGAACACCGGAAAUUACAGCGACAUUGUGAGGCCCUACGCGCUGACCGUUUUCGGCCGCCCGAUAUUAGCGAGACGAUUGGGCGUUUAUUCAAAAACGAGCCUGUAUCGCUGGAUCUUUAUAAAUCGAAGAAGGACAAGCUCGCCCUACUCGACGCGGCAAUCAGUUUUGUCGAUGGCAACGUAAUAUUGGCGGUCGUGAUCUACAUCCAGCGAACGGUCUCUGAAGCCAUAUUUCGAGAAGUCCUAUUGGAACGACCAGAAGCGGCGGAAGAAUAUGUGCAGUAUUUGAAAGAUUGGGGAACAACGGAGGAACUGACUAAUGUUUUCAAUGUAAUGGGCCGUACUACCGACGCAGCAAUGUACGACUUCAAAUUGGCAAUGGGGGCUAAGACGGUACAUCAAAGGAUGGCCCAGCUGAAGAAGGCGUUGGUUGCCUCGUUUCUCGAUCCAAGGCUGAGCGCAGAACAGACGCAGAUUCACCGAUACAUCAAUAUUGUCGAUCGGCAACAGCAGAUUGAGGUGGCCGACUCGACAGAUCGUUCCAAGAAAUUCACGGAUUUCCCGAGGCAUGCUCCUCUGCUCGGUCAGCCAGCCAUUCAUACGCUCUACUACGCAUGCUUGUAUCACUAUGAUUCGCCGCCGACAUCCCCUGAUUCCCCUCAACAAAUCCAAGAUCUAUGUGGUCUCAACGAGAAGCAAUUAGUCUGGGUAUCCGUUGGCGCGUUGGUAAAGCAGAACAGAUGGCCUGACGUUGAACGAUCGCUGAGCCCCCGGGGUUUGAUUGGCGCCAUCACGCGCUCAACAGGGGCGAAUCUCAAGUCGAAUUACAUCCCGAUGGAUCAGCUGAUGCGACUAAUUCACGCCGAGAGCGGUCAGCCGCCAAAAGAUUUGAUCUGUCGUCUCCUCCGCUCGUUGCCCACCCCCGAAGAGCGUCUAAUGUUAGCCGAAAAAUAUAUGGCCACCGAGGUGGUAAUCGAGUGUACGCAACAAAUGAAGGAACGUCAACGUUUGGAGGUCUAUACGAAUAAGCUUCCCCCGCAUUCUUCUGACCACUACAAAGCUCUCGCCGCACUUAACAAUUCGGGAGCUAAAUGGAAA